UCAGACCAGAAUGAUAGACCCGAACAAUAUGACUACAGUGAUCGAAAAAACGACUGAAAUCGUGAACAGUGUUCUAACGAGCAACGAAUCCGAUGGUGUUUUGGAACAAACGAGCACAUUGAUAAGUGUACUGGCCACCCAAUCAGCUCCGCUUCAAUGCUUUUCCUGUCAUCCGAAGCUGUACUUCAUCGUGUUUGGUCUGGUUUUUAUGAUCAUCAUCUGUGCGGGCGUCAUCGGAAAUAUUUUCAUAGUUUUUGUGAUUUUAAUGGACCGAAAGCUGAUGAGCUCCUCAGUUAACCAGUUUCUCCUGAAUCUUGCCAUUGCGGACCUUGGAAACCUGAUAUUCUGCUCACCAGAUGCAAUACUGGUAUUGAUUGAUCGGGGUUGGCUCCUGCCGAAUUUCGCGUGCCACUUGCUUCGAUUCCUUCAAGAAUACUUUCUAUACGCUAGUGUCUUGCUUCAGAUGGCGAUCGGUGUCGAGAGAUUUCUGGCCAUCUGCUCCCCAAUGAGAAUGCAGAGAUUCUCCACAAAAACUACGAUUUCGGUGCUCGCAGGUGUUUGGUGCGUGGCUGCGUGUUUUGCCUCCCCGUACUUUUUGUAUCAAGGCAUUGUGUUCCACAAGUUAUACUUCUGCUUCUGGAAAGGAAUCUCCCAUAAAACGCGAACCUACUUCAAGUACUGUGAGCUGAUUGUUCUUUAUGCGAUUCCGUUGGUUUUCCUCACCACACUCUAUUCCAUCAUGUGUCGUGUUCUCUGGGGAAACGAGGAUAAUCACAACAUUGCAAAUCAUAGUCAACAAGAGGCCAUUCUCAAAUUGCGACGUUCUGUGGUCAAAAUGCUCAUUAUCUCAAUGCUCCUAUAUUUUUUGUGCUACACACCAAUUCAGGUACUAUUUAUGCUCGAGAAAAUACUGGAUCACAGCGUUCAACUUCCUCAAUGGCUGCGUCUGCUGCUCAAUGUGCUUUCAGUAAUGAGUUCCUCCACAAAUCCCAUCGUCUACAUCAUUUGUUGCCGUCACUUCCGCCUACGCCUCCGCGACGUGGCCGCCGGAAUUUCAUCGUUCUGUUGCUGGCUGCUCCCUUCGUUCUCGAAAUCGGAAUAUGAGUGUGUGGAUGAGUCAAUGACGGCAAAGUUAUCACGUUCUCCGUAUGUCUCCUUUCGCAGCUCUCGUCGACAGAAUUCACGUGCGAAUCUUUCAACGCUUCUAUGAAUGGUCAUAAAUUUUUGUUGUAUUUUUAUAUGGGGUAUUUGAGUAUAUUUUCACAAUGCUUCAAAUUUUCAUUUUUGUAAACCCACUACCCGGGUGUUUAAUUUCUUGAACGUAUUUAUUAAUUCUCCCCCUGUUUCCCCUGUUUCUUUUCAAAUUCAAAUCAAAGUCAUUUUCCCUCAUUUUUGACUCACUCAUUCUCAUUCGGAUCACUAUGCACCGCUUUAUGUCUCUGAUUGAUCUCUGAACGCUUGGCUUUCGCAAAAUGUUUGUAAUUACACUUUCCUUAUAAAUUAUUCAAUAAACAUUAAA
Messenger RNA from Caenorhabditis elegans, 1519 nucleotides. RefSeq names its product G-protein coupled receptors family 1 profile domain-containing protein (gene npr-33). Gene Ontology annotation, molecular function: G protein-coupled receptor activity. Gene Ontology annotation, biological process: signal transduction; G protein-coupled receptor signaling pathway. The coding region runs from base 11 to 1210 and encodes 399 amino acids. The transcript is spliced from 7 exons. Gene Ontology annotation, cellular component: membrane. NCBI's taxonomy places the organism in Eukaryota, Metazoa, Nematoda, Chromadorea, Rhabditida, Rhabditidae. The record is from RefSeq and is marked reviewed.